CACUGGUGUGUUGUGGUUCCGGGAGGCUGACUCUUCCUUUUUCCCUCCCAGGUCUCUGCCCGCGCGGAGGGAUCCAUGUUGUGCGGCGGCCAGGACGCUGUGAGGUAGUUGUGAGGAAAGUUUGUGGCGCCAGAAUUGAGAUUGGCGGCCGAUAGUUUGCUGGGCGAGUCAUGGUGCGGUUACGGAGCACCAGCGGGCCGGGCAGGCCUCCCAGUUACCGGGAGGAGGAGGACGAGGACUCCCUGCUGGACUGCAGCGCGGACUUCCUCACACUGCCGGCUGCCGAUAAGAAGGGCGGCCGGAGCUCGCUGAGGCGGCGGCGGAGUGGGACUCAGUCUGAGGCGGACAAGCCGGGCAGUGAGGUCAGUACCGAGCCGGGGGCAGUGAGGUCAGUACCGAGCCGGGGGCAGUGAGGUCAGUACCGAGCCGGGGGCAGUGAGGUCAGUACCGAGCCGGGGGCAGUGAGGUCAGUACCGAGCCGGGGGCAGUGCUCGCUCAUGGCGGAGAUCGGCCUCACUGGCUGAAUGGCACCUUAGUGGGAGUCUCACCUGAGCAUCAUGGGAGCUGCAGUCCUCUUCAAUCCUAAUGGCAAUGUUCGAGCUGGCACCAUGGGAGUUGGAGUCCUAAACAUUUUACAUUGCCAGUGUCUGGCUGGGAAUUGUGGGAGCUGACAUCCUCUGUGUUCAGGUAGCCAGUGUCUGGCUGGGCAUUGUGGGAGCUGACAUCCUCUGUGUUCAGGUAGCCGGUGUCUGGCUGGGCAUUGUGGGAGCUGACAUCCUCUGUGUUCAGGUAGCCGGUGUCUGGCUGGGCAUUGUGGGAGCUGACAUCCUCUGUGUUCAGGUAGCCGGUGUCUGGCUGGGCAUUGUGGGAGCUGACAUCCUCUGUGUUCAGGUAGCCGGUGUCUGGCUGGACAUUGUGGGAGCUGACAUCCUCUGUGUUCAGGUAGCCGGUGUCUGGCUGGGCAUUGUGGGAGCUGACAUCCUCUGUGUUCAGGUAGCCGGUGUCUGGCUGGGCAUUGUGGGAGCUGACAUCCUCUGUGUUCAGGUAGCCGGUGUCUGGCUGGGCAUUGUGGGAGCUGACAUCCUCUGUGUUCAGGUAGCCGGUGUCUGGCUGGGCAUUGUGGGAGCUGACAUCCUCUGUGUUCAGGUAGCCGGUGUCUGGCUGGGCAUUGUGGGAGCUGACAUCCUCUGUGUUCAGGUAGCCGGUGUCUGGCUGGGCAUUUUGGGAGCUGACAUCCUCUGUGUUCAGGUAGCCGGUGUCUGGCUGGGCAUUGUGGGAGCUGACAUCCUCUGUGUUCAGGUAGCCGGUGUCUGGCUGGGCAUUGUGGGAGCUGACAUCCUCUGUGUUCAGGUAGCCGGUGUCUGGCUGGGCCUGGUGUCUGGCUGGGCAUUUUGGGAGCUGUUGUCCUCUACAUCUCCCACAAUGCCCAACCAGACACUGGCAAUCUGACCGUAGAGGACUACAACUCCCACAGUGCCCAGCCAGACACUGGCAAUCUGACCGUAGAGGACUACAACUCCCACAGUGCCCAGCCAGACACUGGCAAUCUGACCGUAGAGGACUACAACUCCCACGGUGCCCAGCCAGACACUGGCAAUCUGUGUUCAGGUAGCCGGUGUCUGGCUGGGCAUUUUGGGAGCUGACAUCCUCUGUGUUCAGGUAGCCGGUGUCUGGCGGGGCAUUUUGGGGGCUGUCUUCUCUGUGUUCAGGUUGCUGGUGUCUGGCUGGGCAUUUUGGGAGCUGUCUUCUCUGUUCAGAUUGCUGGUGUCUGGCUGGGCAUUUUGGGAGCUGGUGUCUGGCUGGGCAUUUUGGGAGCUGUUGUCCUCUACAUCUCCCACAAUGCCCAACCAGACACUGGCAAUCUGACCGUAGAGGACUACAACUCCCACUGUGCCCAGCCAGACACUGGCAAUCUGACCGUAGAGGACUACAACUCCCACAGUGCCCAGCCAGACACUGGCAAUCUGACCGUAGAGGACUACAACUCCCACGGUGCCCAGCCAGACACUGGCAAUCUGAACAUAGUCCUCUACAGAUUGCCAGUGUAUGGCUGGGCAUUGUGGAAGCUGUCAUCCUCUACCAUCAGAUUGCUAGUGUCUUGCUGCGCUUUGUGGUAGCUUGCAGUCUUGCAAUACAUGGAGGGAAAUAUGAUGGGCAGUCUGGCGUUGCUGUGAUUAUGAUAGGCUGCAGUGACCAUCCCCCGGUUCUGCGUUAAACCUUGUUUACCUGGAACAAUCAUGGCCUCAUUCAAAUUUGUGUCCUUUCAAAUGCAGUCUUUACUAUAUUGCCAUUUCAUUUUGUUCCAUAUUUGCACUGGGUUGACAAGCUUACAUGCUCCGUCACAUGCAUUUACUAUUACCUGCCACAGGUGCAUCAGGAUCCCCUGCUUUUGGUUAAACUGCUCAAAUUUUCAGCAACAACUGGAGUAUGGUAUUUGUACUUUUGAUAUUUGUUUAAUACAGAGCAAUGUUUACAUCUGGAUUUUAUUUUUUUCUUGAAUGCAUGUAUUUUUAUAAACUAGCUUUAUAGUUAACAGUAACUUAUCUUAAAGUAGUUAUGGUGCGAAGACCCUAACUUUUCUUUAAAAAAUGCUUAAUACAUUGGACAAGCUGCUCAUGGCUGACUGUUGCAAAGCUCUUGUUGGCCCUCUCGCUAGAAAUGAACUGUCUAGCUACCUGUUAAAGAAAAGGGUGAGGAGGGUGUGUUUUUCGACCACUUCCAUUCCUAUUUGCCGAGGGAUAAAAACACAAGUCUUUGUUUAAAUCUUGUGCCCCAUCAAAGAGUGCAAGAAGUUGCCUAUCUGUGCUGAACUACAACUCUUAUCACACACAGUAAAACUCUGGCUGGUUAAAAUCAAAAUACGCAUCUGAUGUAAUAUAUUGUGUAGUGCCAAAAUGUUGUGCACUUUGUCCUGAGACAAACUGGUACUAAAGUAGAUAAUGAGAUCAUUUUGUUAGAGCUUCAGAAUUAUUUCAGCAAAUUUUAAUAAAUGGGGGGGGGGGUGAAACAGAUUACUUAUAUGGAUUAAAAAGUAGUCUGUGUGUAUAUACACAAAUCUUUAUUGAGCAAGAUAGAUUACAUGGCAUAAACCAACCAAUGAAUGCAGCAAAGACAAAACAAAUAUAUCAAGUCAUUGGUGCAAGGAUCUCUUAUGUGUUUGUUUUGUCUUUACUGAAUUUUCUUAGAUUUAUGGAUUUGGGGAGUUAAUGCAAAAGUAUUUUAAUCGACACGUAACUAAUGCAUAUCCCUAAUAUACCACUUUCCCUUUUUUGAACUGGGGCAGCAACUUGCCCAUAAUCUGUUAUAUAUUGUCUUCAGUUGAUUCAAUAUAAUUGAUUGUAUUACAAUAACAGUAUAUAUAGCAGGACUUUUCUAAAGCCUAAAAUGAACAACAAAUACCUGAAGAAGAAUCACCAACACUGUGAGGGUGACAUCACAGAAAAAGUAAAUCCCCCGAAAGAUGUUAAAUGAGUGACAUCACAGCUACCAAUAGUAGUAUAGUAAGACAAGUAACAGAAGAAAUUAAGCUGCUGCCCCAGUCAUAGAAAUCGUAUCAGGAAGGUGUAAUAAUUGUAAUAACUUUAACUUUUGGUGUUUUUCCAUUUACUCUAUAAAAGGAUCCCAAGCUUAUUCUGCGUCUCUGGUGCUGGUGACUUGAUUCCCGAACAACUGCACUAUAAGAACUGACACACAAAAUAAGAUGAAGCAUUGCUUGCUGUGCCAAUUUAUUGGGAAUAGUGCAGACACGGAGCAAUACAACUAAAAUAAAAGCAAAGACAUGUAUACAAAAGAAAAGCAUUUGGCUGCACUCUUCCUAAUUGUCACAACAAGGAACGCUUCAUCUCAUCUUGUAUGUAAGUUGUUUUGUGUGCAUUUUUUUUUUUAACAUUCAUUAAUUAGUAAAUUGAGAAACCAGUGAGCAAGCAUCUUACCUGUCCUAAAGUAAUAAGUAUCACAAUAAAGGAAAAUGGAAACAAAACAAUCAGAGAUUAUGUAUUCCGAAAUAAUGCAAGAGUUAAACAAUACUGUACUGUAUAAGUAGACUUGCAAAACUCUGAUACACAUGUAUCUAACUACAGUUUCUGGAGGAGGAAACUGAAAGUUAACAUGAAAGCAAUGUAGUACAUAUUACUUUAAGAACAGAGCACUGAUAGGCUGUAAAAGGCCUGCUAAACGCAUGAUUAGAGAGGUUCAUUUGUAAAAAACAAAACACAAAAAAAAACUUUUUUUCUUACAGAAAGGGCUAAUUUAAUUAGCAAUCAGGACUUUUAUAAAUGUGUUUGACACCCCCUUGGCUUUCAGACAACCUGUCCUUUUACUUCCUGGUUGCAGCUCAGUGGAGCUAAACUCAAGAAGCAGCAAUUGUCCAGAGCACCUGCCUUGCAAAGAAUUCCCAUUGAGCUGCAUUGGGAAGUCUGUGAUUAGACUGCCACAAAGUCUGAACUGGGGAAAAAGUGGAGGGCUUGCAAAGACUGCAAACAAGGGAUCUGCAGGUUUUGCAAGCUAUUUUUAGAAGUAUUUCAUUUAUAGUAUAUCUGCUGAACAGUAGUUUUUAUUUGGGUUGUGGAGUGUUUCUUUGUAUAUUCAUUACUUUUUUUAACAUAGUUUCCCUUUGAAGCUUUUCUUGUUUACCUGCCUUUUGAAUACUUGUUUGUCUUGAUAUGUUUACAUUUGACUUGCAUGACUCAUUAAGUUAUGUAUAAAAAGUGACUUUUUCUGAAAAGUGUUGCAUACAUGGAAAAGGGAUGAAAUCACCAGUGCAGUGUGCCUGCUUGUUCCCUUCGUUUCCAUGGUGACUGCCAAACUUUCAGUACAUUAGAGCACUUUUCAGAACACAGCACCUUUCAUACAUAACCUUUGUUGUAUUUAUACAAUAAGUUGAUAAAUCGGGUGUUUUGGAAUGAAAUAUGUGAAAUUGAUGAGCUACCUUUCUACUUUCUGCAAUCUUUUGUUUUAUUCACAAGGGCGGUAUUUAUUGGAAAAUUUAGCCCUGUCAAGGAUGCUCUGUGUAUGUAUACAUGAGUGUGUAGUAUGCACAUUGCCAGACCUAGGCUGUAUGGGCAUGUCCACUGCUUCUCGUAGAGGAGUUGUGGAUAUGCUUAGUGUUAUCCUGAUGUGUGUAGACACACCAAACAUAAAGACCUACGAAAACUGAAACUUUUCAAUGAGGAAGACGCUAGAGGUGUAGUUUAAAAAAAAAUAAAAAAAUUUUAACGUUGCGGUUUCUCUGGAACAUUAGCUAUGCACCAAAAACACUACUUUAAGAUGAUGUGGUUUUGAUGAUUAGGGUGACCCUUAAAGGAACAAUCUAGGAUCAAAAACAUGUAUUCCUGACCCUAUAGUAUUAAAAACAGUCUUGCCCCUAUAUAUUAAAACCUUAACUUUAUUCUAGGCUGCUGGUGCUGGCUUUGCCCCGAUCCGCCUCUUUGGCUGAAAUAAUCAAAAUAGAUUAUCACAGCCAGUUGCAUUGCUUUGAAUUGGCUGAGUUCUUCAGUUUUGAUUACCUCAGCAAAGAGGUGAGGAUGGAGCCAAACACCAUCCUGGCCAAUCAGCAUCCUCAUAGAGAUGUAUCGAAUCAAUGCAUCUCUAUGGGGAAAGUUAAGCUUACCCAUGCAGAGUGUGGAGACUCUGAACGUCAGGGCUUCAUGCUGUUUAGCACUGACCCAGGAAGCGCCUCUGGCCGUCCGAGGAGAGGCCACUAAAGAUGUUCCUAAGAUGUAAUCUAAACACUGCCUUGUCUCUGAAAAGGCAAUGUUUAUAGUAAAGAGCCUGUAGUUCUGGUGACUAUAGUGUCCAUUUAAAGACACAUCUAUCUAGAAAAAAAAAAUAUGGUAACGACAGUCAGAGAAAAGAUGGGUGUGGGGAGACCAACAAAAUGUAGUGGUUCUUAGGAUCAGAUGGUAGGUUUUUAAAAAUGUAUUAUAUAGAGUACCGCUAAACAUUUUUGGGAUAUAAAUAAGUCAGACUGGUGCUUUACAAUUCCCCGCAGGUAGAACUCCCUGUGACCAUUUUCAUCCAGUUACUUUAAUAUAGUUUUUGUUUUCAGUUGAACGCAUGUAUGUGUUAAAAUUAAAAUAAAUAAUUUGUAUUUCUCCCUUCUUUUCUUCUUAGGGUCCAUUAUCCGAUAAGGAAGAUAACCAUGGUCUUCACUCUUUACAAAAAAAACAAAAUGGACAUAACUAUUCUGAUUCAAGUAUGGAGAAGAAAAAUACAGACAAUAUAAAUAAUACUGAAGGCAAAAGGUUUACUAGGUAAUGUGAAUAGAUAAUGAAUUGAUGUAUAAGAUUUGGUGUUGAACUCUAUUGCUAGACACAAUUUAAUGUAACAUUCUUUAAAUGAAAGAAACACAAACAAGUAUUCUUGACCCUAUAGUGUUAAAAACUCCCCCACCCCCAAUAUAGCAAAAUCUUACCUUUUUUUCCAGUCUGCCUAUUCUGGCUCUGCCCUGGUCUGUCUGCUUGGCUGACAUAAUCAGAAGUGGUGUUUUGAGCCAAUCACGAUGCUUUCACAUUUGAUUGGCUGAGCUUGUGAAGGGGGCAGAGCUAGCACAAGCCAAACACAGCCCUGACCAAUCAGCAUCUCCUAACAGAAAUGCAUUGAAUCAAUGCCUCUCUAUAAGGAAAGUUUGUCUCCAGGGAAAAAGGGUGGAGACACUGAAAGUCACUGCCCCAGGAAGCACCUCUAGUAGCCAUCUGAGUAGUGUCCAGUGGAGGGAGGUAUCCCUAGGCGGUAAUGUAAAUACUGCAUUUUCUCUGAAAAGACAGUGUUUACUGCAAAAAGGCUGAAGGGAAUAAUUAUACUAACCAGAACAAAUACAAUAAGCGGCAGUUGUUCUGGUGACUUUAUAGUGUCCCUUUUAUGUAAAAGUAAAUCAGAAAAACAAAUGUUUGAGCUUUACCCAAGCAACAAACUCUUUUCUUUUUCAAAAUUCCAGUACACAAAGCCCUAAACUCACCCAUACUUGCCUAAAAAUCACCCUUUCUUCAACUCAUCAGCAGAGCAAUCUGAAGAAACAAAAAGGCUAUUUAAAGUUUUUAAACUGUGGCAUUACUUCUGUGUGAAGACAUGGUUUGCUACUUUACAAAACACUACUAUUCAAAGUGAUAAUUUCAUUCUGUGAUUGGGUAUCGGAUAGUCAAAUGUCAUGAGGCAAUUGAUCUGGCAGAUACCAGUGUUCAGUAAUUUUAAAAUUUUAUUUGAGAACCAAGAGUCUAGAAUUUGUCAAGUCCGAUGUUUAUCUAAAUCUUGAGAAAUUCGUUCAGUUCGUACAGUGAAUAUGUGCAACUAUAUUUUGGUUGUUUGCUUUAUGUAUGACUUUAUAUUUAUUUUUUUUUUCUUUCAUGUGUUUAGGAGACUGGCUAAACUUCAAGCUGACACCAGUAUGAAUGGGGAGUGCAAAGAAGGUACAGAAUUUUAUGCAAAGUGGUCACUAUGCAUUUACUUUUCGUGUAUUCUAUAUUUUAUAAUUUUUGUGAAUGUAUAAAUCUGCUUCUUUAUAUAAUGUAUACCAACAUAGUUGUGUGUUUUUUGCUUCGGUUUAAGAACUAAAACUUUAAAAUCAAACCUUAAAUCUUAAGUUGCUUAUUCUGAAUGCUUAAACAUGAAUAUGUAUUUUGUCCCUUCCUGUAUCCCAACUAAAUAACUGACCACUUUUUUAAAGUAUCAUAAAAUUGUCACAUUUUCACAGAAGUUUAUCCACUCUGCUGUAUAUUUCAUGACUUUUGUAAUAUAAAAUUACUGAUGCACAGGCACACAGUAGAAUCUGUUCAACCCUUGGGUCGCAGGUUCGAAUCCCAGCAGGGUUGACUUAGCCCUUCAUCCUUCCGUGGUAGCUAAAACAAAUACCAAUAAAUUGGGUAAUAGUAACCCCUGGAUGUUGGGCUAAGGUAACAUCCCCAGGACGUACUUGAAAACCAGAGUAAUCUGAAUGUGCCUUUCAUGGUUAAAUACUUUAUUUUUAUUAUUAGCCUGCCCAAGGCAAAAUGAUAUAGAAUAGCCUCCACAAAAUGGGAGUUACAGCUUGGGAUUGUAUACCCUUUCUGCUUUGAUUCAAAAGCUUAUACUGGAGUGAGGGAAUGAAGAACUGUCAUCUCUUUUAAAGACUAAUCACUUAAUGGUAUAUCCUAAAACAACCUUCUUUUAUUAAACUUAUUUAACAAAUGUAAGGUCCUAUCCAGCUGAAAAUGCAACAUAUUCAGGACACUUGAAACUACCACAUUGUGUUUGGGGACCACAUUGUGACUGUUAAGGACUUAAUCCCAAUCCUUUUCCCAGAUGAACUAGUGGAAGACAAGCCAGUAAGGAGAACAAGAAGUGCCGACAAAGCCGCCUUGCAUGAAGUUAAUGGGGAUGUUGAGGUUCGCCGAAGUGGCAGAAUUAGAAGAAGUCGAUACAGUACCACCAAUCAAUCUGUCUUGUUCGACAAAUUAAUAACAAAGUAGGUUUUAUAUAUUCAGUUUUUUGUAAAUAUUUUACAGUGCUAUAAAGUUUUUUUUACUGCAGUGAAUUUGUUUUGCACAUUAUGAAUCUAGUGAUUUGUCUGUCCAGCUUUGGAUGGUAAUAUAGUACUGGGAGCAGGGUAGCCCAGCAUUCUUAGGAUGUGAUUGCAAUCCAGGGUUGCAUGGACUUUCACUGAUAAUAUGCGGCUGCAACAUUUGACCGCACAGUGGACAUGUGAGCACCAGUUUCUGCAAAACCAGACAGAAAAUAAGAUAAUGGUACAUUUAUACAAUUAAACUACUUUCUGCAACUUUUUUUCCCCUAGCACCGCUGAAGCUGUUCUGCAAAAAAUGGAUCACAUGAAAAAAAUGCGUCGCCGCCGUUUGCGGGAACUUGAUGAUCUGGGUGUGUUCAAUGACACAGAAGAGGUAAUUCUGCACUAAUGGAACCAAUUUUUUUUUUUUUUCUUUUUUUUUUUCUGCGUUUGUAGGUUAAUAAAUUAAGAUAUAAAUAAUAUUGUUUCCUCUAUCUAAUUUGGCAUCCAGAAAUGGGUGGCAAAUGAUAUCCCACAUUUACAUACAUACUCUAUUGUGUGAAGCAGCUUGUUGGCUUAGGUGGAUGCAAUUGUAGGCUUUACUGUUAUGCCUUAGCUAUUUGAUAAUGAUAUUUGAUCGAGGUAACAAAAUAGUAAUCGUAAAAAGUAAUUUGCUUUCAACAUUGCACAUGAAGCAACACUAAAGAAUACAAACAUUUGUUCCUUGCUCUAUAUGGUUCUGCAUAGGGAAGCAUUGGACCUCCAGUGCAUGUGUGUGGCAUAUUACUGCAUCAAUCAAAUGCUCUCUAGUAGGAUAAUUUAAAUGAGAACUGUGUUUGAGUCUGUUAUUAGAGGAAGUGUCUCUGGCAGAAAUAGAGCCCACUAAAAGUGUGCAUAACCCUGGAAGGGAAAUUUUUUUUUUUUUUCAAAAUUGCAAUGUUUCACUUCUUUGAGAUAAAGUGGUCUGGGUGCUUCUAGUGGUCCUUUAAUUCAGCAUAAGUACUGUACAUCACAGUGAAGUUCUUAUACUUUAAGAUUUUAAGACUUUACAUAAUGUUUCCAUGGAGCUCUUGUACAAAUUUUUAUUUCCAAAUGUCAUUCCUUAAAUUAAUGUUCUCAUAGGGGUGGGUCUAUGACAUUCUAUAACUGCCACUUGCUGCACUUGUGUCAAGUGUAUAUGAAUUGUAUGUCAAUAUUAGCUUGAUGUCUUGUAUUUCUGAAACAUGGCACCACAGGGUUGUGUGUAUUUUUAAAAAAAAAAAAUAAUUAAAAUUUUCUCUUUUUUUUUUUUCUUACUAGGAGAAUGUGGACAUGUAUUCUCGGGUUAAACGAAAACGCAAUGUUCCAACACUUGACGAGGAAACGGAUAAUCAAGAGGAGAGUGGAGGUAGCUCUUUAGUUUAGCUACAGAAUUUGCUGAUCCACCUCCUUUUCUCCCCAGCGUGAACUUGUUCAUUAGAUUACAACCAGCUGAACUAAGAGUUAAACAAAGGGACAGACCAUCCAGUGGCCACUUAUUACUGGGGGGAGGAGUUAGAUUCAGGCUGUGUGCUCCAGCCAUGUACAAAACCAAAGGCAGCCUUCACUUGUAGAUGUGCUAGUAAAAAGACACUGUGCUUAUGACGAAUGCAAAAGUUGCACAAAAUUGUCAUAGCAGUCUUGUUCCAUUCGAGCUGACUGCUUCUGCAGGUCGAGUAUCUCUAGGUAGAGUUUGAAGCAGCAAUGCUGGACGUACAGUCCCUGCAGUAUAACCACUCCAGCAAGUAGAUGUGGUUAUGGUGCUUGGAGAGUAACCAUGUUUAAUUUACAGAAUCCUCUGAAGAGGGAGAAGACCAAGAAGAUGAGGAUGGAGAGGAAGAUAAUCAAAAACGUUAUGAGCUUCGGCAGAGGAAAGCGGUUGUGCCAUAUCAGGCGCCUUUAUCAGGUAUAUGUCUGCAUAGUUUAUAUUCAAGUAAUUGUUUUGUUUUAUUUUCCCUCUGAGUAGAAAUAUUGGUAAACUGAUGCUUAAUAUAUAUUUUUUUCCCAGUAGAUUUAUAUAAAACUCUGUACCUAAUCUUAAGGAGAAGACAGGGUAUAUUUUAGAUACGAUUGUGCCUGGCUUCUUAUUCUACAAUGGUUUUUAUACCCUUACUGGAAUUGCUGUGAAACUUGCUUUUAAGAAUUGUUUUCUGUUUCAAAUGGAAAAUAGACUACAAAAGUUUGUUACAUGAAAACCUUUACAUGUUCAUCCAUGCACAUUUGCUGCUCUGACACUAUAUUUUUGCCUAUCCUGUUUUUUUCCCCUGUGCAUAAAUUGGCUGCAAUAAUUUCUUUUCUGACCAAGUACAAUGUAUUUUCAACCAGAACCUAGACACCAUAAAAAGCCCAGGAUGUUUUACACAAGUGCAGGCUCUCCAGCAAGACGAAGAUAUCGCUUCGGUUCUGCAGGUCCUAGAAGUCCUUUCUGCAAACGGCGACUUAACAGGUUUGUAACUAACAUUUUAAACGGCACAUUUCCCCCAUCCCUCCUCUCCUCCUUGGAUCUCAAAACAUUCAGUAUAUGCUCUGUUUAACUGAAUUGGCAUCUGUUGAAGAUAGGUGUAUUUCAGGUAACUGGAUGGCAGGUUUUUUGUGGAUGUUAGUGGGAGAACUGCUAUUCCUUUGCCAGAAUUAAGUUUCUGUUAAGAGUCAAGCUCUAUAUUGUGUUCACCUCAGAAGGACAUACAAUUGAAUUAGUCUUUCCAGUUAUAUAACCUGCAGCCCUUAAAUUUCUUUUUACAGCUAAUGCAUUAAUCAACGUAGUGCUUUCAAAUUUGCACACAUAUGCUUGCUUGUACAUGUAAAUAGUAUCUCCUUGUGAAACCAAGUUAACUCAACAAAAGUAUUUCCUUCUGGCUUUAAAUUCACUCUCACUAAUUUUGGCCUUGGUUCAAUAUUUUUGGAUAUGCUUUUCAAAUGGUUUAAAACUGACGUGUGCAGAGCAAAUUAUAACUGGUGUUACCUGACCUUCUGUUAAUGGGUUAUUCAUUUUUAGAAGGCGACAUGCAAUCCACAGCAGUGACUCUACAUCCUCAUCCUCAUCGUCAUCUGAUGAUGAACAACAUUUUGAAAGACGUGUGAAUCGGAGCCGCAACAAGGCAAUCAGCAGGUAUGUCACACAAUAUAUAUAUUCUCAAGUCACUGACAUCUCAGUCCUUGUAAGAUGACAGUGAGUGAGGGUUCAGCAUGCAAACUCCACUGCAUUUAAUUGUGCUGCUCAUCUCCAACAGCUAGCUUUAUCAUUGGAGUUCCAUGAAGUGUUUAUUUUUUUUUAUUUUUUUUGUGGUAAAAACCCAUUGCAUUGUUAAAAUAGUUUGAUAAGACUUGCAGUACAGUCAAUGAGAACACCUCAGUGAAAAAAGGAACUUACAGUUUUCAGGUUUUUUCCAACAUAACUUUGUUGCGUAAUGCUUGUCAGCAACUGGGCUCAAACACUACCUUUUAGUGGUUGCUUUCUAGUAUGUUUCAGCAAUAAAUAGACCUGUUGUUCAUUUAUGUAGUUUGUUAGUCAUUCUUUCUUUGAGCAUAAUUGAAUUUACAAUUUUGAGGUUGGGAAACUGUUCGAAUGUGAUCUUUGUCAAAUCACAAACUGCUGAUAAAACCGUUCGGUGGCCAUUUUUGUUUCCCAAUUGAUGAUUUAAGUGUUUUCCAAAGGUUAACGGGAAUGUUUAUAUAUGUUCUUUUUUUUUGCUUUUGUCUAAGGUGCCUACCAUUAAAUAUGCAGCGAGAUGAUCUCAAAGGUGUUCACAAAGAACGUAUGAGAAUUGGCGCAAGCUUGGCUGAUGUAGAUCCAAUGCAGUUAGAUACAUCUGUAAGUUUGAAAAGCACAAAUGUGGGUUACGACUUCUUGCUAAACAAAGCUGAUGAGAUAUAAAAGUGGAUGUAUGUAAUGAUUAAUCCCAGAACACUGUUAUAAAGGUGCAUUGCGUUGGUUUCCAUGAGUAUUGCUUCCAUUCAAUUACCACAAAAUAGUUUUUGAAAAAGGGGUGGGGGUGCAAGCAGAAUGUGCAAUAUACAGUGCUGUUGGAACUUUUAGGGUAAAACAAUUGUGCAUUUAUUCCAAUAAUUAGUGAAAAAUGUCAUGGGUAGGAUAAUCUUAUAAAUGAUUUCAGUGAUGAACAUUAAAGUGACUGUCAGAUUCUGGAAGCUUUACAUAUUUUGCUUGAAGUGCGGUGACUGCAGGGAAAGGGGAGUUUAACUUGCCUACACCUGUCCCUCAAAACCACAGCUAGCUUUAGCCAUUUAUUUUCAGCUCCUGGUGCUUAAUCCUCCUGGAGACCACAUCAAUGUUGUACUCUUGAACAUGUGAGAGAUUAUAACACUGCGGUGUAUGGAGGAGAACGCUGGAGCCUCCGUAGACAAUGCCUUUUUUUUUUUUUUCUUACAGUAGUCUGUAGUGACGGCUGGAGGAAAUGACAAAACGUGCCGGUGCUAUCUACACCUUUUGUCAGGCAUAGGCAAUAUACACAAGAGUCACACCUACUUUCUUUUAGUAAAUCUUUUGUUAAAAACUCAGUAAAAUUACACCGCUAUCAAUGUGAGUAAUGAAGUAUUUUUCACAUAAUUUCUCAAAUCUAACCAUAUCAGUCCUAUUUAAAGGUUUAAUUAUUUCAGUAGCAGUUUGAUUUUCACACGGUUAAGGUCUCCUCAAAUAAAGGGGGGGCUCAGAGGGUGUAUUCCAGGUUCCUUAGCGCUAUGUAAGCAUCUUAACAAUUUCUUUCCACUUUUCUUUAGGUGAGAUUCAGUAGUAUUGGAGGAUUGUCUAGACAUAUUGCUUCUCUUAAAGAAAUGGUGGUUUUCCCUUUACUCUACCCUGAAAUCUUUGAGCGAUUUAAAAUACAACCUCCCAGGUAUGAACUUAUUUUUCUUUUGUGCUGGUGUUUUCAGUAAAUAAGCUCAUACAAAUGUAAAGAACAUGUUGUUAUAUUACUUUGCUAUAUUUAGGCUUUUUUUUUUUUGUAUGUCCCCUUAUACACCUAUAAUAUAAAUAAGUAAUACACCCUAAAAGCGGUCACACAUAAAAUACUUGGCACAACAGGAGGAAUACAGGUCUAGCAGAACGACCUAUAAAAGAUAAAUGGGAAAAUGCUCACUGUAUAUGUAAAACAUACAUAAAAUCAAAAGGAAUCAAAGUCCCAAAGGAUAGCAGCUGACGCAUUUUGACUCGGACGUCUUCCUCAAUGCAGUCAGUUUGUAACUGAGAGCCAACACAGUCUAACCAUCCUCUUCAGCUACUGCAAGAUUGAUGUGGCCUCCAUAAGCAAUUCAUUUUUCCUCACAGCUAUCCCUAUUGAUGACUGGGUGGGGUGGGGGGGAAGGCAAAAGCUGAAGGCAGUGGUCGCUCUAUCCUUUUUUGUAAGGUGUAGGAAGAAUGCAUAAGACAGUUUUAUCAUUUUUUUUUUUUUUUUUUAAAUAACAUUUUUGGGUGGGGGUGACAGUUGCUUCCAGUGUCUUAGACCGCUUCAAGCAGUUAAUUCAGCUCCCGCUACACCCGGAGGCCACUUGAGAUGUCACCAUCAGGUGUCUUUGCAAAAUGUGAAGUGAGAGACCUGCCUUAAGAAAUGCUUUCUGAGAUAAUCACCAUACUGAAAGAAAAAACCGUGAUCCAGUAAAUUUAAAUUUUUUUUGUGUGUGCUUGGUUAUUGGAAAAAAAGCUAAUUUUCAUGUUGAUAUAAAUCUUGGGUUAUUAAAAGGCAGACACGAAGAGCGUUAAAAAUGUUGCCACCAGUUAACUGAACUAUAACGUAUAUACUCUCAGUAAACGGUGUGAAAAUGCAGGUGGCUCACUUGACUGUAGAACUAAAUAAAACACCCUGAAACCUACAGGACUGAGGCCCACUUGUAUUUGUGCUCCAAAUACAUCUUAAAUUACAGAUUUACUACAGUAUUUGUAUCUCUAUUACAGAGGCUGUCUAUUCUAUGGACCUCCUGGUACAGGUAAAACAUUGGUGGCCAGGGCCUUGGCAAAUGAGUGCAGCAUUGGAGACAAAAGAGUGUCUUUCUUUAUGAGAAAAGGUGCUGACUGCUUAAGUAAAUGGGUUGGUGAAUCAGAGAGACAGCUGAGGCUGCUAUUUGAUCAGGUAAUUUUUAUUUUAUUUUUUAACCUUCAUUGUAAACGGUAUUCUAGUUUGUGGGGGUGGAGUUGUUUCUUGUCCUUUUUGACUUAACUUUUAAUUUGCUUUUUUUCUAGGCAUAUCAGAUGCGUCCUUCAAUUAUUUUCUUUGAUGAAAUUGAUGGUUUGGCACCUGUUAGGUCAAGCAGACAAGAUCAGAUUCACAGGUAAAAAAAUUGCUUUAGGAUUUUCUUUUUAAAAUUUAAUUAUUGUAUAUUUUUUUUCCUAUAAAUUUUACAUUAAUUGUUUAAUAAUGGAUUGUCUAUUUUGUUCAGCUCCAUAGUUUCCACACUUCUGGCUCUAAUGGAUGGUUUGGAUAGUCGAGGGGAGAUUGUUGUGAUUGGUGCAACAAACAGGCUUGAUUCAAUUGAUCCUGCUUUAAGAAGGCCUGGGCGUUUUGACAGAGAAUUCUUGUUCUCGUUACCUGAUCGAGAUGUAAGUAUAUCUUGCUUAAAAAAAGUGUUUUGAUUCCCAAAUGGGGAAUUUUCUAAGUAAAAAUAGUCUAACUGGAAACAAAUUUCAGUUGUGCUUUAGUUCAGCUACUCUGGCCUUAUAUGUGAAAUUCACUUUGAAUUCUCACUUUACUGAAUAAUCUUGUAGUUAUUGUUUUUAUUAAGUUUACCAUUCAGAUUAGUUUCCUAUGUGACACUUUCACUGAAGAAAUAUAUAUUUCUUCAUAUAUAUAAUAUAUUGAUUCAUGAACAUGGUCAAAGCCCAUCCAGUUGAGGACAUCAGAAUAGAUGGAUACAGAGUUGUUGAUCGAUAUAGAUAGUAUAGUUUUAUUUCGUUAUCUGGAAUCAGAUCUGCUUCAGUUAUUUUAGAACAUGCAGCCUAUAACUGUAAUUAAUGAUGCCACAAUGAAUGAACCUUUUUUUGAACAAUCAUUUGUUUUUGUGUCCCCAGGCAAGAAUGGAGAUUCUUAAAAUACACACAAGAGAAUGGAAUCCAAAACCAUCAGAAAUCUUUUUAAAGGAACUGGCAGAAAAGUGUGUUGGUAAGCAUAUUCUUAACUCCAGCCACUCCUAUGAAUAAAGUACCGUUAUUCUAUUCACAAUAUGUAUGAAUACCUGUUAGCGUGAAGUGCAGCUGUUGGUUCUUUAUAAAAUUGGUAUAUUAAAUCAAUAACUGCAUGGCCAUUUCAUACCUCUUUGGCAAUUACUAGGCUUUUGCACUCCGAGCACCAAUAUGUGUUUUUUAUUUGUCUUCCAGCAGAUCAUGCACAUUUAGAAAAUAAUGUUAGACUGCUAAAAGUCCAAAUAUUUAAAGUGGCUUACAAUAUCAAGUACAGUUUUCUAUAGUGUGUGUGGGAGUCAUUAUUUAAAUUUUGAUGCUUUCACAUUUUGAUAUUUUUAGCAUCCCUAAAAAAAGCAAAACUCUUGUGGUUCUGUUCCAAAGUUUUUCAUUAAAAAACCAAACAGGACAAAUGUUUUAUUUUGUUACUUUGCACAAUCUUGUAAUUUAAAUGCAAGUAAAUAAAAUAUCUAAAAACUUAGCUAUUGCACAUAUUUUAAGCGAAAUAAAAUAGUUUUCAGUGGGUGAUGGAAGGUGCUGUGUGUGUGUGUGUGUGUAUAUAUAUAUGUAUAUAUAUUCCAACCCUUAUCCAAACUAUAUAGUUAAAAGGAAAAAAUAUAUAAAACAGAAAAUUAUUGCACCAAUAAUAAUUCUAUACAGACAUCAGAACAAGAGUGGGAAUGCUUUCAAGUCAGGGGUCUCCUGCUCAUAUCGGUAUUUUGAAAGUCAACAGUGCAAUUUUCCUACCCAUCAUUUUGUUACCUAUGCAAAUGGUAUUAUCAGGUACACAACUGUCUUGAAAUAACAUAAACAUGACUGUAAUUAUAAAAGAGAAGGUUGUGACAGGAGUGUGAAAUCCCACACUGGAAAGAGUGGUAACCCUUCCUUUCAUUCAUAUAUGAUUGAGGCUCUAAAUAAUACACCCUAGAUUUUAAGUGGUCAUCAUUAACUUGGUGAUUUACUUGUAAAUUUGAGGGACAUAGGACCCACAUUAAAAAGGAAAGUCUUUAAAGAUAAACAGAGGAGGAAAUUAGGGCUCUUGAAGAUACAUUUUCAUAACCAUUGUCACAGUUUUCCUGCCAUUGUGAUGUUAGUGGCAGUCUUUGUUAGCAGCAGUGCUUUGUUUAUUUUGAGCAUGUUUCCAUUUAUAGCAUGGGGCCUGCUUAAAAGUUAAAAAAAAAACAUUUGAAAUCAAUCCAUAAACAAACUAGCAUGUGUGUUUAAUAGGUUGUAAUGCACAUAUAUUGUAUGAUACAGGUCUUGCGUUUUAUUUUAUCUGUUACAGGGUACUGUGGGGCAGAUAUAAAGUCUGUGUGCGCCGAAGCUGCUCUCUGUGCUCUCCGUCGUCGCUAUCCCCAAAUCUAUGCAACAACUGAAAAACUACAGCUGGAUGUGACUUCCAUUAAAAUUACUGCUAGAGACUUUAUUGUAGCUAUGCAAAAGAUUGUCCCAGCAUCACAGAGAGCUGUGGUCUCCCCUGGGCAAGCUCUUUCACCAAUAAUCCAACCCCUUCUCCAGAACACACUUCAAAACAUUCUGGAAGAUCUAAAGAGGGUUUUCCCGCAUGCUGACAUGGGAUUCAAGAAAAGCAAUGAAUCUGGUAUAUAUUCUAUAUUUUAUAUCCUAUCUUUAACUAUGACUAGUAAAUAGCCAGUAUUAAUCUGUUGGCUGCUUAAGAGUAGUUGAAUAUAAACCCAGAACUGUCUACUGCUCUCAGAUUCAGAUUUUUGUCUUACUAGUGAAUUGUUUGAAUUUAGAUUUUUCCAGUCAACUGUUGGAGGAUGAGUUGAUGUAUAGUGAUGAUGAGGGGCCAUCUGUGUUUGAAAAUGGUCUGCUUCAAAAAUUACCCAACAAGCAGAAAGACGGCCACACCUUUCUUCAGCUGAAUAUGUAAGUACAAAUCGAAACUGUAUGUUUAUUUGGGUUAGUACUUCAGAUACUAAGGGCUAAAUGUUACUCGUUGCUUUCAUUAAUUGAUUAAAUAUCAUUAAUUGUAUAUAAUAUCCAGUUAUUUGAGUACCAGCAUUACAUUUCUAAAUUGGACAGUUUUUGUUUGCUAAAAUUAACUUUGACUGCAUCUCUGCUCGACCUUGUAACAUCUGCAGUUAAUGGGUUACAUGUCUUGAAACAACUGAAACAGAGGUUGCACGUAAGCAAAAUGUAGAACAUUAUGAUUAAAUUGCAAAUGUCAGUUGAAAUUGCUAGCUCAAAAUCGUUUUUUAGAAACAUGGUACUGUAUGGAAAACAAAUGUAUUGAUUUACAGUAUGUUUUUUGAUGGUUUACAAAAACACUAUGUGCUGGCACUCAAUUAUGCAAGGUGCAGGUAUUCGAGGUUUAACCCCACAACAACCUCCUAAUCUAAAUCAAAAACAAAUGUUUUUGCUCCGGAGAGGAACAGGGGCCAUCGAAGGGACAGGAACGUCCCGAGCGCGCAGCCCAUUUCAGCCCGUUUCUAGGAUUGCCUACUUCCAUGGAUCAUUGAAUGACCUGUCAUACUGACCAGAUUCUGCUAAAUGAUUGUCUUUCCACCAAAACUACAAGCAUUUUCACCCUCAUCCAUUAUACACCAUCUACAGACUACAUCAUCCUCCUACUGAGCAUACCUUAAAGCUAUCUUCUACAUUGGUGAGAUCUAUCCAUAGACUUAUGAAGCAUAUAGUGCACUAUAUUUUGGACUAUUAGACAACAGGACUGUAUGAUAUAUAAUUUUUUUCACUUUUUUCUCCUUUUUUUCUUUUUUCUCUUUUCUUUUCAAUUUUUUUUAUUUUUUACUAUUUUUUUUAUUACUAUUUUUUUUGAAUUUUUUUUGGGAUCAUCUUCUUCAUUCAUUUUUUUGGAUCAUUACCCAUUGUAAAUAGAUACAUAACUCAUGAAAUUUAACAUAGGGAGGAUUUGGUGUGUGUAUAUAUGUAAAUAUUCUAUGUACAUAGGAUUGAAAUGUAUUCUACUAUGAUUGAACUUAUGAAUUAUAAUUGUAAUAAAUAGCUUUGCAAUUAAAUAUAAGAUUAUACUUUACUGGAAUUGUUUUGAGUGCGGUAUUCAUAUUUGUUUUUGUUUUUGAUGGUUUAUUCAGUAUUGAAAAAUUUUAGAUUUUGCAUGUAUUUAAAUGCAAUUUAUAGUAUUUUUUUUUAUUUAUUUUGCAGGAAUGCAAACCGACAACCAACCUCUUUUAGACCUAGACUCCUGAUUGCUGGGAAACCUGGGCUUGGUCAAGGAUCACAUUUAGCUCCAGCAGUUAUCCAUGCAUUAGAAAAGCUUACAGUCUACACAUUGGACCUGGCUGUUCUUUUUGGUGUUAGCGUAACAUCCCCUGAAGAAACAUGCGCACAGGUAAGAUGCUAUAUAGAAUUUUUCUGUUUUUGUUUUUUUUCUUUUUAAAUAUAAUUGUAAUGGUUUGGCUUUUUUUUUUUUUUUUUUUCAGCUCUUUCGUGAAGCUAAAAGAACAUCACCAAGCAUUUUGUAUAUUCCACACAUUCAUUUGUGGUGGGAGACAGUUGGCUACACUUUGAAGGCAACCUUUAUCACUUUGCUUCAAAAUAUUCCAUCAUUCUCUCCAAUCCUCCUCCUAGCCACAUGUGAUGUGAAUUAUUGUGAUUUGCCACCUGAGGUAUAGUAUUAUGAACCAGCCUUCACACUUAUCUUGCAAAACUUAUAAAUAAAGCACUGUUUACUGUGUGAUCUAUUACAUUUAUUUACUUGCCAGUUAUGUUGGGAUAUUUUCUUCUUUCUAGUCCUAUUUCAGAAUGUUUAACCGGUGUGUUUUUUUUUUUUUUUGGUCAAUCUUUCUUUUAUUGUGGCAUUUAAAGCAUGGUGUACAGAAGAGAGAAAGGAGUUGUUGCAAGAUAAUACAAAGUACAGUAUUUUCUGGCGUAUAAGAUGACUUUUUAACCCUAGAAAAUCUUCUCCAAAGUCGGGGGUCGUCUUAUACGCCAGGUAUAGGGUCUAUAUAGCUGCCGGGGGCGCCCUCAUCGCCGGCCCUUCUAAUGCUGCAGCCGCCUGAGCGCUCUAUAGAGCGCUCAGAUGGCUGCCGCACUGCCUCUCUUCUCACCUCCCCUUCCCUGUGCAGAGUGGGUGGCCGAGCUCCUCUUCGUCCUGUCAGUCCGGUGCUCACUUCCUUUCAGUCCGGCCAGGAACAGGUUAACUGAAACUCCUGUACCGCGCGGUACCCGGCCGGACUGACAGGACGAAGAAGCUCGGCCACUCACUCUGCACAAGGAAGGGGAGGUGAGAAGAACGUAAGGAGGAUUGGGGGGGGGAGUAAAAAGAAUGGAGGGGGGGAGUAAAAAGAAUAUAUCGCAAUUAGCCUCCUGUGUGCUAGACCAGCAGGCAUGGAUUAUAUGCCCAAACAGCCUGGCACAUACCUGGGCUUUAAAUGCUAUUUCAGAUUAUCAUUAUUUAAUGUCUUGCUGUGUAGCUCUGUCUGCUCACUGUACAUCAUGGCUAAUUUUUAUUUGGUGUGCAUUGGAAGAGGGGUAGUCUUAUACGGCGAGUAUAUCCCAAACUCUAUAUUUUAACUGGAAAAGUUGGGGGUCGUCUUAUACGCCCAGUCGAUUUAUACGCCGGAAAAUACGGUAUAUGAUUUCAGUGUGCUUUGCAGACACUCCUAAGAAAGACUGCCAUUUUUUUAAUAAUUAAACAUUAUCAUACAGUCUAGGUUCAACUGUAGCGUAAGAGUAUUGACAGAUUACUUAAGUUGCACUUGUUUGAACCUUACAACUAUUUACAUGCUAGCUAGAUCAUUGCAACAUUCGCUCAUGUGGUAGUUAUGUGCUUGUACGUUAAGCUUAUCUCGGCUGGUCUAGCAGUGUAGUGUCUGAGGUCGGGAGCCAAUGUUCAGCCGAUGCUCCUGCUGGGUAAGGCGGCCCCCCCAUUCAAGAUAGUCCACAGCGGGCAUUUGGCGGUUAUCUGCCGGCCCAAUGUCAUUGUGAGAAUCUUGGGAGGUGUGCUCUUGUGGCUCUCUGUUCCAGUGAGUUAGGUUUUGCUGCUUUUUGGCGUGCCUCCACCUCUGCCCAGAAGCGGUUAAAGACUUCAUCCAGCUUCCUUAGUGAUUUGUGUCUGGCUCAGAAGUUCUGGCUUGGAGUGCUGGGAGUUUUUGUCGAAAUGAAGUUCGCUUGGUGUCAGGUACAGGGCUUUGUUGCACGCUUGGGAGGGCACUAGGUCGCGCAGAGCGGGGGAUUGGCCAUCUCACUCCUGUCGGACACUCCGUGCACCCGCGGGCUGCAGACUUGAGGCACCUCGGCUGGCUUCUGGGGUAAGUCUAUUUAGGUUUCUGUGGAUCUUGGCUGGCUCGAGUACUCUUAUUUCAGUCGAUUAGCAGGUCGAGCUCGGAGCUUACACAAUGCAUGUCCAGCCGCCAUGAAGCUCAGGCCCUGCCCCCCGGUGUGGGGUUUUUUUUUCCCCUCUGGUCAGUCAGAUAUUUAGAAUUGUCAAUUUGCCUUCCUCAUGUCUGAUUUUUUUUUUUUUUUUUUUUUAGCUUCAAGAACUAUUUUCGGAUGAUUAUGGCGAAGUGUUUCACGUUCAGUUGCCAGACAAAGCGACAAGAAGAGCAUUCUUUGAGGAUCUUAUUUUGAACCAGGCAGCUAAACCUCCAGCUUCUAUAAAGAAAGCAGGUUAGUAAAGUAGGGUUGCAUCUGUCUUAAAACACAUACCAAAACUAGUAAAGGCUUCUCAAAUUCUAUGUCCAUGUUCCUUAUGUCUAGUUGUACAAGCCCUUGAGGUUUUACCGGUUGCCCCUGCUCCUGAGCCCCGUCCUCUGACUGCUGAAGAGCUGAAACGAUUGGAGGAACAGGAGGAAGACACCCUUCGUGAACUGAGACUCUUCUUGAGGGAUGUUGCACACAGACUUGCUAUUGACAAGCGCUUCAGAGCAUUUACAAAGCCUGUGGACCGUGAAGAGGUAAUUUGUUGCAUUUAAAAAAAUUCAAGUAUUAAAAUACUAGAAGAAUAAAACAUGUAUUGUUUACAUUAAGUGAUGGUGAAUCAUGGCAAGAUAUGAAAAACACACAAUUAACCAAUUCUAUAAAAUUAGAGGCAAUCUAGGAACAAGAACCCACUGCAGCUUAAUUCUGGGGCAAAGAGGCUGUCUCUGCUGUCUCUGCAGUGCAAUUGCUGCCAUUUAGAAGAAAAUGCAGUAGUUACUCGCUCUAGUUGCUGUCACUCUGUCAGCUAUUAGAGCGUUUCCCUGAAUGAUCUUCUAAUAUCGCAAGACCGAUGUUUGGCAUUUCCACGCUGUGCAUAGAGAUGCUGAAUGCUCCCUGUAAAGAUGCAUUGAGCGAAUGCGUCUCAGAAAAUGCUGGUUGCUGUGGUGAUUGUGAAACAUGCGCAUUAGCCUCCAAUGCUGCGUUGUUGGGAAGAAUUGGUUUCACUGAUAUCGUUCGUGUUCUCAGUCAGCAAGAGAGAGGCGGUCAUGAAAGACCUGCAUGCCAGGGGAUAUAAAAUGAGUAAAUAGAUUUAUUUUGCUCCCAUAAUGCAAUUAAUGUAGUUAAUUAGUAUAACACUCUAGUGUUUGUAUUCCUAACUGUGACGAAGUGCCCUUCGCCACUUGGUCCUGGAGAGGCCUACUUGCCAGCCUCCUCCCCUGUGACUAUGACUCUUUCAUGUAUCUGGCUUUAAAGCCCCUAGUCUACCUUCAGACAGACUAUUUAUGUAGGUUGCUUUGUUUCUCUUAUGUUUUAGUCACCUUGUACCCAUUAUAGGUGCAGGGUGUGUGUAAUGUAAUUGUUUAUAGUGUGUGUGUGUACUGUGUAAUGUAUUGCCUGCUCUCUUGUAUUGCUGAAGUUUGCUACCAACUAGGUGGGUUUGGCUAUGGAGCUUGUCUAGUGCCCUCUGUUGGUAGCAACAGCAAUAUGCACUACCUGAAUUGCAAGACUGGUUUAUUUGCAUAUUCGGGUAGAUUUGCAUAUUGCUAAUUCUGCAGGCAGGUGAGAUAUUUAAUGUUAAAUAUUGUCUCCCCCCACCCCUUUAAAAAUGUGCCAUUGUGUUGUGAUAAGUCACUGUGUGUUUCUUGAUAUGGUUUGACUGUUUGUGAUUUUAUUGAGGUUUCACAACAAUGUUAUUGUGGUGACUGUAUUGGCUGGUCCCAAGGGAAUAAAGGUUUUGACAGUUCUUCUUGAUCCCUCUAAACGUAGCCUUGUCUCGUUAUUGGAGGGAGCUGUUAUAAUCACACUGGGGAUUGCUAUGCUCUGCAUGCUCCCCUGAGCUUGAGUCACUUAGCUCUUUUAAGAGCUUGUUCCUGUUACGCUCUCCUGGAGGAGAGGUCUUCCCCACACGGUCCUUGAGGACAGAAGCUGAUCCAGGGUGGAAGGAAGACGGCGAGACUCCAGUUAAGCUACGGCGGUUGUGGAGUCUCUCGUGGUUGUGGUGGUUAAGCUACGGCGGUUGUGGAGUCUCUCGUGGUUGUGGUGUCGGCUGCAGUGUUUGGAGUCCUCAGGAAGCGCUAGGAGCAUCCAUCAACGGAGGGUACUCGGUCGGAGUACAGGGAGCUCCGUUACACUAACGUUUGUGUUCAUUUACUUAAGGUGUAAUGUAAACUGUAAGAAACUAAAAUAAGCCUUGGGAACAGACUUGAGUGUAGUUAAUUGAUUGACUUGGAGAUAAAAUAUAUUUAAUUUAUCUAUUUUUGAGUAUAUAUUGAGAACUUACCGUUACACUUUUUUUUAAAUAGGUUCCUGAUUAUGAAACAGUUAUCGCACAACCAAUGGAUCUCUCCACAAUUAUAAGCAAAAUUGAUUUGCACAAAUAUAAUACUGUGAAAGAAUACUUAAAAGAUGUCGACCUUAUAUGUAGCAAUGCACUGGAAUAUAAUCCAGAUAAGGAUCCUAGCGGUAAGUAUCUCCAAAACAUGGGGCGUAUUCUGGAAAUUGUACUGCUUUAAGUAUUUUAUUGUAUUUGGUCAUGAGUGUACACCGAACCUUUUAGGUUAAUAUUUGAGGUGAGGGGCGGGUUUAUAUAUUAGGUGUGUAUUCUUGCUACGACUGAGGUGGGUUUGCCAGGGGAAGCCCUUUAUAGGGUAAUGGGAAGGGACUUUUCUUAAUCACCUAUCUUGCAGAUGCUUGUCACAAUUAGGAAGCACAACCCAUACGUGCUGCCACCAUAUUAAGAAAAAAUAUAAUUUACAUCGAGUAAAAAUUUCUGUUUUUGUAAAUAUCAGAGGUAGAGUAAUGUUUUUGUCUGUUUUCAGAUCGUUUAAUUCGCCACAGGGCUUGUACUCUCAAAGAUACAACAUAUGCAAUUAUAAAAGAAGAGCUGGAUGAAGAGUUUGAGAAGCUGUGUGAAGAAAUUCAGGAAUCUCGCAAGAAGAGAGGUAUGUUCUUUUACAUGUAGAAUUUGUGCUUUGUUUAAAGGAACACUAUAGUCACCUAAAUUACUUUAGCUAAACAAAGCAAUUUUAGUGUAUAGAUCAUUCCCCUGCAAUUUCACUGCUCAAUUCACUGCCAUUUAGGAGUUAAAUCACUUUUGUUUCUGUUUAUGCAGCUCUAGCCACACCUCCCCUGACUAUGAUUGACAGAGCCUGCAUGGAAAAAAAAAACUGGUUUCACUUUCAAACAGAUGUAAUUUACCUUAAAUAAUUGUAUCUCAAUCUCUAAAUUGAACUUUAAUCACAUACAGGAGGCUCUUGCAGGGUCUAGCAAGCUAUUAACAUAGCAGGGGAUAAGAAAAUCUUAAUUAAACAGAACAGAACUUGCAAUAAAGAAAGCAUAAAUAGGGCUCUCUGUAAAGGAAGUGUUUAUGGAAGGCUGUGCAAGUCACAUGCAGGGAGGUGUGACUAGGGUUCAUAAACAAAGGGAUUUAACUCCUAAAUGGCAGAGGAUUGAGCAGUGAGGCUGCAGGGGCAUGUUCUAUACACUAAAACUGCUUCAUUAAGCUAAAGUUGUUCAGGUGACUAUAGUGUCCCUUUAAUAAAACAAAAGGAAUUUUUAUUUUUAUUUUUCUUUAUGGUACAAUAUGCAAAAAUGUUCUAAUGGACCCUUAUAAUGAAACCGUUUGGGUUUGUUUUAGUGUUAUGUUUUUUCUUGUCCUUCAUUUCUGUGUGCAACAACCAUUUCAUAAGAAGUUUCUUGGUUUUAUUUAACCUUAUGAAUAUUUGGAAUACUUAGUGACCAGUAAUCUAAAUUGUAUGUAAAUAUAUAUACAGGUAUUUGACAUAUAGUCUCUCUCUUAAGGUGUUUUGGCUUCAAAGUACGCUCCAUCUUAUUAUCAUGUGCUCCCAAAGCAAAACAAUGCUCAAGAUGGGAAGAAAACUGAAAUGCAUCAAUCUGAGAGACCCGAGGUGUUUCCAGUGGCAGCGAGUACACCAAGCGCAGGUAUGUAGCCAUAAUACGGAAAUUAGAAGAACCCAUGUUCCAAAAUUUUUAUUUUAUUUUUUUGAGUAAAAUCACCAUUUCAUUCACUGGAAAAGCAAUUUGUGUAAUUACCGGUAUGAUUAGCAUUUCAAUUUCUGCUUGGUGGAGAUCUGCCUUUGCUUUUAAGUAAUCCCUACUGGUUGACCAGUAGAGUGUGGAGCACCAGACUUUGGAACUUCUUUUGUUUGCUAUGUUUUUCCAUUAAGACUGGGUGGGUGGGGUACCACAGUAUAGUGGACCAAAUAUGUUUAAGAAAGCCACAAUAGAAUAGAUAUAGGAUAUCCUCUAGAGUUUAGACUGUAAGAUUGUUGGAGUUGGGUCCUCCUCUACCUAUUGUUCCUGUAACAUUUUGUAAUUAUCUCAUUUAUUGUUAAAUUUCCUCCUUUUGUAAUAUUAUAAAGUACUGCAGAAUAAAUACUUGAUUUGAUAAGUUGCUAUAUAAAUACCAAUAAUAUAUGGAGACACUUGUAUUUUAGAAUUAAUUUGCUUGAGGGAACAAGGGGCAGCUUUGUAAUGUCUGGUUGUGCUGUAUCACGAUUAACCCCUUAAGGACACAUGACAUGUCAUGAUUCCCUUUUAUUGCAGACGUUUGGUCCUUAAGGGGUUAAAUUAUUUUCAGAUUAGGGUAGUUUAGUGUGGGGUUUUUGUUGUUGAGGCUUGUGUAAGCAUGUUCCUUUUGGAUCAGUGUACAUUAUUUUUCUGUGUUCCCUCUAUAUGGCACUGCAGAAUAUGCUAGCACUAUAUAAACACAAAGUAAUAAUCUUGUUCUCAACAGGUGUAUGACAUUUGUUACAUGGCAGAUACAUAUGAAGAGUGUAACAAGACAUUUAAUCAUCCAGCCUAUUUGCUUAAAGGAUAGCAGUCUUGCUUAUGUACACUCACUUGAAAUUAAUUCCUAAUGCAAUUUAACUAUACAUCGUUCUAACGAAAUCUACAUAGGUACAUGUUGCUCAAUAAUUUUUUUUAAAUCGCUCCGUCGUCUGUCCGCUAGAAAGUUAGCCCACUCUGCUUCAUUAUAUUGAAGCAAGCAUGCCCUUUUUCAAUGACUUGGCAAUGUAGGGGUUAUAACAAAAAAAAAAAAAAAUUAUUGUCCCCUCUUGAUAAUCUUCAAGGAAGGGUGAAAAGUUCCCUGGUAGUCCAGUAUCAGUCCUGGCUGGUGCAUACCCUGUGUAGGUAGACGAUGUACAGCUCCCUGCUAUGUAUCCGCGCCUUGUCACAGGCUACCACAGCAACAUUUUAAUGCAUUGCAGGAAGUGAUACACCAUUGACUGCCUUAACAGGAUUCCAUGCUCCGAAUUUAUAGCCUUCAAGAGUUCCUCAACAAGCUAAUGUUUUAUUUAAAAUAGUUAAUCUACAUUUGGUAACCAGAAAUGGUACCUCACACUAAUACAGUCCUCUUCUCCCUCCCCACCCGCUUUAUUUUCUUUUUUUGAAAAUGAAAUUAAUCAGUUGGAUAAAUUCAUAUUGAUAAUUCUCUCCCCACUUAUAGCCAACACAAAGAAAAAAAUUAGGAGGAAAAACCGUUGGAAGACUGGUAACCUAGCUAAGAAAAAGAAAUUGACACAAGCCUCAAAGGAUGAAACGGUUGAUGAAGGUGAAAGUGAUGCUAACCAUGAGAAUCCUGACUUCAGUUUAGACAAUACAGAAACUGAACUUCUCGAUGAAUCCUCUAUGGAAGCAGAAAAUCUCAAUUCUACUGCAGACAGCUCUCUCGCUGCUAAAGAUAGCUCAGCAAAAGAAAUGUCAAGAUCACCAAAUACUGAGCCCAUAGUCUCUGAAGUCCAUUGUUCUCCUACAAAAGAAAAUGGUGAUCACAGCGAGCCUAGUGGUAUGUACCUAAAUGUUUCUAAUUAGAAAUGCUUUUAUUUAUCAAUUGAAUGUAAGGGUACAGAUUUAUUCAUUUUUGUUAUCAAACCAUUCAGCAGUUGUGCUUUCGAGUAUUGAAUGCCCUCAUUAAAUACGGACAGUGUUAAAGGUACACUCUAAGCACCAAAACUAUUUUAGCUUUAUGAAACCGUUUUAGUGCAUAGAUAAUCACCCACAGCCACACUGCUCAAUUCUCUGCCAUUUAGGAGUUAAUUUAUAAUUCUUUUUGUUUACACCUCCCCUGGCUGUGACUCUCAACAUACAUUUUUAUUUAUUUUUUAAUUUAAAUUUCAGGAAGUGUGUAGGGAGGCUGUAUGACCCCCCAGCUAGGGGUGCAUAAACAAAGUGAUUCCAAUUCUAAAUUGCAGAGAAUCAAGCAAUGAGACGUCAAAGGCAUGAUCUGUACACCAAAACUGCUUCAUUAAGCUGAUGGUGUUUUUGGUGACUAGUGUGCUUAUAAAUUUAGAAUAAAUCUUAUUUUAUCAUUUAUUUUUUUCCAUUUAGGUUUUUGUGUUAGACGCAUGACUCGUGGCAGGCAAAUGCAAGUAGAACAGCAGCACUUAAUAAAUGUGGACAAAGCCAUGGACAUUCUAUCACAACCAACUCCCACAUUUUAUGUGGAUGAGUCCAAACUUCAGGUGAGGUUUUUAAUAAAAAUGCAAGUUGAAAAAUUCCCCUAUUGACAUCUUAUCUACUGUGUUGAACUGAAUUUGGCACUGCUGUUACAUAGUCACAAGGAUAACCUUGUUAUUGCAGAGGUUUGUGAACUGAACCAACCAAAUUUUGCCUUUGCACUGCAUAUUGAUUCACCAAAACAGUUAUUUUGUGGGUUUUUAAAUGUGUUCUAAAAUAUUUGCUGAUCUUUAUGAUGCACUUUACAAACACCAUACAAAUGUAAAUAUGUUGCAUUCAUUAUGGUACAAAAAGGCCUCCUGUCACGGUCUAUUAACACUUGCUUAUAUUUGCAGUGAUUUAAAAAAUUAAAUUAGCCUUUUAACCUUUCAUCCAGGAUUGAAGCUGUACUUUUCUUCCACACAUGCAAAAUAUUUGUCCAGCCUCAGUUCCUGAGUCUCUAUUUGGAGACUGUUCCUCUUGUGCACUCAUGUCUGUUUUUUAUAUAGCUCAUUAAACAAUAGGGAAUGACUUUAAGUGUCCCUUUAACCAUUGCUUUUGCAAUUUUCUUAGUACUUAAUUCCUCUUGUUAACAUUUUCAGAAACUUUUGUAUAAAGUUGUACAGAAAACGAAUGGAUAUAAUGUCUUCCAUCUGGAAAAACUGUAUGCCUUAAUCAGCCAGUGCAUUUACCGGCAUCGCAAAGACUAUGACAAAACCCAGUUACUAAAGGUAAUUCUAUAUAUAUUAAGUUUAACCUUCUUUUAUUUAUAGUCAUUGCCUAAAUUUUCAAUAAUUGUCAAUAACUGCCCAAUUUUACCAGAAAUGUAUUCGACACAGAAAUUUGGAUAUAUAUAUGUUUUGGCAUUUUACAGAUAGGUUAUUCAAUUUGAUUUUAUGCAAACCUUUUUUUUUUUUUCAAUAUUCUACAGGUGGGUUCUACUAUUUUCCUUUAUUCAAUACAUUUUCUGAGUUGUUAAAAUAGACUUUCUCUGUGCGAUGGGGGCUAUGUAGAUUGUGCAUGUCGAAUAAAAUGUUAAUGGAUUUGUAGUAAUUUAUAUCCUGCCCAGAGUCAAAUUUUGUUCUGCAGCCAUAUCUUUACGGAUCUUUUAGUGUGCUGCAGGUAUUUCACAAGCCUGGUAGUUUCCAUGUGGUGAGAGUUCUUAGGUUGAAUACAGAAGACUAUAUAGCUUCUUUCUAAACAAGCCCUGCAGCUAUUAAGUACAUGGUGUCAAAUGAUCACUUGACAGUUGUAUUAUAAAGUAUAGAAUAUAUUUGGAUGACAGAUUUGUUUUAAAUUGGCACUGUGCAGCUCAUUGUAGUAGCUGUGGUGCAAAGAAUCUUUGGCACUGCCCUAGUUUGUGUCACUCAUUUUGAACAAUGUGGCAGAAACGAGUCACACAAGAACUCAUCCAAGUUGGUCAAGCUGAUGUACAAUUUAACUUCCGCAUUAGCCAAACCACAGGGAGCACUACCUUUUUUGUGAAACCACUUUAGUCUUUGCCCCAUAAAUACUACAAUGAAAUAAAACGGGGUAUAUUUUAUUUUUUUAGUAUGAAACUAGUAAACUGUAAAAUUAAAUGGUGUAAUGUUCAUUGACAGGUUGUAAUUCUCUUGUCCAUAAAACUGAUGCGUUUUAUUUUUUGUCUUGUUUCAGGAAAUGGAAGAUGAAAUUGAAAACUUCAGAAUUUGAAAUUGAUGGACUUGUAUUUGGUUUUCAUAAAUUGUCUUAAGAGUGCUUUUAAAUAAUAUAUCUAAAUCCUUACAUGUACAUACUUACUAUGACAAGGAUUAUUGAACUCUGCAAAGGUUUUCCUAUAACAAAUAGCUAUUUGUACAUUUAAUACAUGUAAUGCUGUGUUCCGUAAUUCAGCGUUGUUCAUAAUUAAUCCAGAAAUUGUUGUAGAUAUUUUAAAAUGCACCUAUUAAGAAGACCUGGUGCCAUAUUUUAUGGAAUAACAUUUUUUUAUCCUGUGCUAGAUGAUUUAGUAUCAAGCAUAGGGACUUAUUCACUAAACAUCAUAUUGUGCAUUGAAAUCAAAUGGCAAACAUCCUGGCUGAAAUAGCUGAUUUGGAAAAAUUAUUGAACAGUUACUCAAAUGUUACAACUCUGUUUUCAGUUGCAACUGAAAAGUGAGUAAAUUAAAUGUAAAGCCUAAUUCUUUUUUCUGUUAACUAAACCCUUUUCCAUUUUGUAUCACAAUGUCUGCGGAGUCGUGAAAUGUGAAAGAUAUUGUAUAGGUGCAUGUCUAGCUGUUCCCAAAGACAGCAUGUAGCAUCCCACAAUAGAUUAAAGGGACAUUGUAGGCACUGCAACUGCAUCAUCUGACUGACUUUGUUAUACGGUCUGGAGUCCUCUGGCACUAUUACCAAUUCAGUGAGAUAAAAUGGCUAUAGUGCUUAGUGACCCUUUCGGCAUUGUAGGAUCCUCUGUGCUGUAGCUGGACAGAGAUUUGAAUCAGAUAUCUUAAAUUGGAAAAAACAAUUCCUUUUCACAUAAAGGUAAACUGGAAUAGCAAUUGGUUUAUGGUUGAACUCAGGAAAGUUUAAUUCAGAGGAUAAUUAUCACAACAUGGUGUUAUUUCCUAUAUAUGGCACAAGACCUGCCCCCUCCCCCCAUCUUCUUUUUGCCGGGCUUGUGGACUUUAUACAUUUUUACUGAGGAUUUUGCGAGCACACUGUAUGGAUUACACGUGUCGUAACUACUUAUAAGUGAACUCAUCAUUCAAACCUUGUGAAUGAGUCGUUCAUUUAAAAGUUGUUUUGCUUCCAUGUUUUUAUUGCUUUUGAGAAUUAUUGGAAAGCAGCGGUGUUUACAUUGUUCUGUUACAUGUGUGCAUUAAAAUCUGCAUGAUCUCAGUGUAUGUGGCUACAGUAGACUGUGCUUAUAUUGUAAUUACAGCAAUUGAUGUACAGAUGUUAAAAUAAAAUAAACUUUACAAGUCUUUCAUGAUAUUGAAUAUAUCAAUAUUUGAUGUAAUUGGGCUAGACACUAAUGAAAGAGUACUACACAUGGAUGUUCUGAAUCAGAUCCUCCUAUCCACUUUGUUGUUACAGAUUUUAUGUAAUCUUCCAUAUGAACUUGUUAUAUUUUUUCUUAGAAUAAAGAUAAAUAUAUUUAGUCACUUAAACCUAUAUUCUGACAUUUGGGCAGCUAUUGGGUAGUUGUGUGAUUAUCUGAGUGUCCUACUGGUCUUCUGUGGAGUAAUUUUUGCUAUAAACCAGGGGUGCUCAAAAAGGUCCCUAGAUGUUGUAGAACUACAACUCCCAUGAUGUUUUGCAUGCCUUUAGAAUGAUAAAGCAUUAUGAAAGCUGUAGUUUUAAACCAUCUGGAGAUCUACCUUUUGGGCUCUCUUUGGGGCUAGUAGUGUAAGUCACCAAUUUACUGUAGUUUGCAUGGUUAUCUUGUGUAAAAUGUAGUUAACAUCUCAGCGACUACAUAGUUUGGAUUAACCACUGUUUGGGUAUUUCUAUAUUGUGCUGAUCCAAAAAUGUAAUUUCACCAUAGUGAUUUUGCAUUUCUCCUUUAUCAAGUGACUUGGUUUUAAUUUGGGCCUUACAAUCAAUCAAUCUAAAAGACUGGAUGCUGAAAUUAGGCCAUUUUAUUUCUUGAGGUGAAAAUGACUGAAGUCUUUCUGAACCUGUGACCCUUGUGCUUUUGAACAAGCUCAGUAGUUAGAGGAACUACAAACUGAGCUAUCUCAACUGAUCUGUGGAGUAAGUAAUUGCAAAUAGUUAAAAAGCUGAUUAAGGAAAAACAAAUCUCCGCUAUAUUUUUUUUAACUUCACUAUUUUGUCCUUUAGAUUGCCUUUUUUUCUCUCCAUUAGCUGAAAAAUCUGUCACCUUGGCAACAAAGAAAUAGGAUCUGGGACUGAGAAGAUGUCACCCUGUAGGUUAAUGGAGACCACGUGUUUUCACUUGCCUGGCCAAUAUGCAUUGCAAGCUCAAUCUACCCAAGUUCCAGAAUGUAGCCAAAAUCUAAAUUAUUGUUGGAUUUUAUUUUGCAGCACUUCACAAUUUUAAAAGGGGAAUUUAAUGGCAAAUGAGACAAGCUAUUGCAAAUGUUGAGAGCAACAAAAAGUUAAUGAGGCUCUUGCUCAUAUUGAAUGCUAGUUGUGCUUAAAAUCUACUGAGGCAAUAGGUCCCCAAAAAAGAGACAAAUCUUUGCCUUGCAUGUUUUGGACCACCAGGUGCUUACUUGUAGGCAAAACCAGCCCCCAAAGACUGGAAGGAAGCACACUGUAUCCUCAUGUUGUGAUUACAUUGUAUCACUGUCUCCAGUGUUAACUUAGUAUGCAAUACACUGAGUACAAGAGAAUCCCAGAAGAUUAUAUCCAUGUGUGCCAAACACAACAAUCCUCUUCAACUCUGGGAACACUGUGCUGCCUAUUUGUAUAAAUUAUAUUUUAUGAUUUUUUUGUUUUUUUAAAUCAUUGGGAAUUUUUUUUUUUUUCUCUCAUCUUUAGGCAGUGAUCCUCUUGGAGAUGCAAGAGGCUUAUCUGCUGCUUCUAUUCUGAGGGAGAUGUAUACUUUCAGAUUAUGUGAGGGGAGUAUAGUUUUAACCUUCUUUUAAAUCUCGUCUCCAACAUUCACCAUUGUCAUGUUUCAAAAUCUGACUGAAUAUUAUGGCAAUACUAUAUUGGAUAUUACCACUAGGGUGCUGCUCUACUAUAGGUAUAGAUAUGUCAUUAUAUUAAGAUUAUUUUUCCAUUGAAUCUUUGACAAAAACAGUGCCUCUGAGAAUGUAUUACCAUUCUGUUGAACACCUGUGAAAUCAGAAGAAGUAGGGGCCUACCUUGCCUCAUAUACACAUUGAAGGGUAGCAUUGUUAUGGGCAUGUGCAUAUAUAACAAGUUUUAGAAUGAAAAGUUGUAUUUCUUAAACUGUGUACUUUGUCUUUAAGAGAUUUUGCAAACUGACAAGUUGUAAUAAAUGACCUCUUACCCAUAUUCAUUGAAUAUGGUGUUCAGACUUUAGGAUGCCAUCUUGUCCUAGGUUAGUGUAAUUGCCAGGGAAUUUUCCCAUGUCAUGUGCACCCUUACUUUUUAGCCUUCACGUAGAUGCUGUUCCCAUGUUAAAAAAAAAAAAAGCCAAGUAAUGGCCUUGUAUCUUUGCCAAGUUAAGGUAGGUCCUAAAAUGACUUAAUUGAACAUCUAUGGUAUAAAUGUGUACUUAUUAAUAUUAGGACAUAGACGAGAGAUUUUGGAGAGGGACGUUGCUCCAUUUUAUCAUGAUUGAGAUGUUCUUAUUCAGGAGGGUGUUAUUCUAUUUUACUGUUAUUGCAAGCAUAUACUUUAAUCUUAUAAACUGAUAUAUUGUAAUGUAUUACGUUUUUAUGUCUAUAUAUUUCUAUUUAAUAAAAAUAAUUUUAAAAUAAAA
This is a messenger RNA of Pelobates cultripes (western spadefoot toad), 32813 nucleotides long. Lineage: Eukaryota; Metazoa; Chordata; Amphibia; Anura; Pelobatidae. The record is from the annotation of a GenBank genome assembly.